Messenger RNA from Gopherus flavomarginatus (Mexican gopher tortoise), 3177 nucleotides. It is a transcript of the gene CCDC110, whose product is annotated as coiled-coil domain containing 110. Lineage: Eukaryota; Metazoa; Chordata; Testudines; Testudinidae. The record is from RefSeq and is a predicted model, not a curated record. Gene Ontology annotation, cellular component: cytoskeleton. Bases 114 to 2807 code for a protein of 897 amino acids. The transcript is spliced from 7 exons.
ACAGCCUCCGCUUCCGGGAGAACAGUUAAGUGGCAACGAGAACGGAGGCAGACAACCGGUCAGUCCUGGUCUGUGAGAGGAGAAGAGGCGAGUGCGGGCGGGCGCAGAACAAGAUGAGACAAGGCGGUGGACACAAGAAGGACUGCGGGGACAGCAGCGGCGGGAGCAGGGGGCAGGAGACGGACCUCCUGCCGAUCUCCGUCUCCGGGGACCUGGCCAGCUGCGAGGAGGCAGGACCAGAUAAUUAUACAUCAGGAAUAGAAGGUCAAAUCCAACCGCAAUCAGCACUAAAAAUCCUUCAACAACAGCUGAAAUCAUUUCAGGCACUUCGGCAACAGACUCUGCUGAAUGUUAAUAUGGUACAAUCUGAAAUCAGUGAGAUACUGAAUAAAAAUAUAAUUGACGUUAAAACUCCACAGUGUAGCCCAGACAAACUUCUGAUGACCGGCACACCUCCUGAGAUGGCUAUGCCUACGGGGAGUCCAGAAACACCAUUGUCUAAGAAGAAAUUUCAUCUUGAUAAGAAACUCUGUAGCACUCAAUCUGUGGAAGCAAAUUCUAAUAUUAUCUUUGGAAAUGUGGUCAGUGAUGUAAAUAUUUCACAUCAGAUUUCAUUAAAAGCUGGAACAACUGGAAAGAUUGAAAACUCAGUAGAACCAAUUAAAAACAAAACUAUGAUUGCUCUAAAAAAUGAUUGUAAAUCGAAGGAUUAUGCCAAAUAUGAAUGUUUUCUACCUUGUACUAAUUUGGAGGCUGAAAGUAUGAUGCCUCCUAAUGAGAAAGUAAUUUUGGACGAAUCUAAAGCUCCUAUGUCUCUUCUCAAAUAUAGUGAUGAACAUCAUUUAAUAGACAACUUUAGCUAUUCUAUCACGCCAUUGAAAGAAGAACUUCAAAAGUCUCAUGAACAGGAACUAGCACAUGCAUUUGGACAUCAGAAUAUUUCUGGUAGUCAAAGUAAUGUUUCUGAUGAUAUGUCAGAACAAGACCAAGAAAAAUCUGCUCUUUUUUUAUCUAGAGAGAAAUUACAUGUGGACUUAACAUCAAGGAAAAUUUCAGAAUCUGAGGAAUCGGCAGACAGUUUGCAUGUUGCUCUGGUUUCCCUUAAACGAAAUAAUCUGAGUCUUGGUCAAGAAUUUAAUAAAGACUCUGAAUGUGACAGCUCACAGAAUUCUUCACAUAUAACUACAUGCAGUACACAAACAGAAACUGAAACCAAGAAUAAAAACAAAGAAUUGCGUAGCACUGACGGUGAUGUUGGCAUGUUCCAGUUAAAUGUCAUUUCUAAAACAGUGCAAGAUAAAUUACUAAUGUUCGAUCACAUAGAGAAACUACAGAAAGAAAAAGAAAAGCAGCUGCAAGUCAUAAAUCAAAGGUUACUAAAGCUUGGAAAUCAGAACUUCAAUGAAAUCAGAGCUGAUGAGUACACCACAAAAAUGGAAGAGUUACAAAAUUCCCUGAAAGAUUCUAAACACUUGCAAAAGAAAGUGAUGGAACUUGAGAAUGAAAAUGUAACUCUCAAGUCAAAAAUGAAACCUCUUACUGUUAUCAUAAGGUCUCUAAGAGAGAGAAAUUCACAGUAUGAGAAGCAAAUUAAGGAUUUAGUUGAAGAAAAGAAAAGCAUGCAAGUCAGGUUAGUUAAAUCAGAAGAAGAUAGCAAAGAAUGUAUUAAAGAAGUGAAGAAGUUGUUAAAGAAAUGCAAAGAACUUCAAGACCAAAAGAAAACUCUUGAGGGAGAGAGGAGUCAACUCUGUAGUGAAAACCAAUGUAUGAUGCGAGCAUUAGAUGACUUCAAAAUUAAUAACCAGAAAGCACAAGGAAAUAUGAUUGCUGUUAUCAGUGAAAAAGAUAGGCUCUUUGCGGAACUAGAAUCUUUGCAAAAGGAAUCUUCAGUGUUGCAAGAAGCAAAUCAGAAACUAGAAAUAAAAACAUCCCAGCUUGCAAAAGAAAAUAACUCACUUGAAAAAGAACUUGAAAAAAAUCAGAUUGAAAUACGACAACUGAAAGAAAAAGAAAAUGUAAUGAAAUCUGAACAGGAGACUCUUGUUCACAUAAUGCAGUCACUUAAAGACAAAAAGUUUGAUCUUGAAAUGACAUUGCAAGAAUGUGCUAAUGCUAGACAAACAAUGCAACAGGCUCUUGAGAAGGUCCAGUCAGAUAAAGCUUACACAGAGGAGAAACUCUUGACUGAACUUCAAAAUACAAAAGCGGAAAGGGAUAUUUUGAAGACUAACUUGUUAAACGUGAACAGAGAAUGGGAGAAUUUAUCAACAGUGGUGGCAAAUAUCACAGAGGACAAUCAGGUUCUUAAAAAAAACCUGCAGGAAUGUAAACAAGAUACUUACAAAUAUGAAAAUAACAUCAGAACAUUGAAUGAAGACCAUUUACUAAUGGAAAACCAUCUGCGGACAAUAGAAAAUGAAAGGGAUGUAUUGCAGUUUGAAUUUCGCCACCUUCAUAAGGAUUAUGUUAAUCUAAGGGACCAAAUUACAGUUCUGGUUAAUGAGCAGCAUAAACACAGUUACAUUUCAGGCAAGGAAAAAUAUCACUCCAUGUAUUCCACUGAAAUUUGUGAAGAAAUUUCUGAUUACAGGUAUACAGCUUUAGAAUCCAAUCCACAAGAGAAUGGAAAGAUUGCUGAAAUACGAAAGAAGCUAGAAGAGGAAGAGUUACAAAAAGAUAAGAUGCACAGGGAUGUAAAGAAACACUAUAGUGCUAUUUCAGUCAGCUGCACUACAUCUGUAAUCAAGGAGUCAAGUUUUAGAACUGCAGUCAAGAAGACAUACAGUACUGUUUGCUCUGCUAUCUAGUGAUUUUGAAUCUAGAGAGUUCAGCAAUGAUGAAUGCCUCCAAAUUAUUGGCCAUAUAUCUUUCUGAUAUUUCCUAUGAAGAUGAUACCAAAACGUCAAAGGACAGCACUAUCACUAAUACUUGUUCAAUAAUAUAAAAACUUCAAAAUUAAAAAAGAAAUGAACCAUGCUUCAUGUCUGUGGACUUGGAAAACACCAAAACUGCCAUAUCAAUUAAAAUAUAUAAAUACUAGGAGGCCCUGUCCUACGUAACUUUACUCAGGCAAAGCCUCUAUUGAUCUCAAUGGUUAUUUUGCCUAAGUAAGGACUGAAAGACCUGGCCAGUACAUUACUUUUCAUUUUCAUACUAUUAAAUGUUGAAAAAACGUCA